Akanthomyces muscarius is the source of this 1035-nucleotide messenger RNA. RefSeq lists its product as uncharacterized. NCBI's taxonomy places the organism in Eukaryota, Fungi, Ascomycota, Sordariomycetes, Hypocreales, Cordycipitaceae. The coding region runs from base 1 to 1035 and encodes 344 amino acids. The record is from RefSeq and is a predicted model, not a curated record. The transcript has 5 exons.
AUGAGUCGCAUCUUUAUCACUGGCGCCACUGGCUUCAUCGGCGGCGAAGUCGUUCACCGUCUCGCAAAUUCGCGUCUUGCCUCGCACAUUGUCGCCCUUGUAAGAAACGAAGCUCGCGCUGCGCAAAUCACCACAAAGUACCCAGCUGUUGUGCCGCUCAUUGCCGACUUGGAUGCCAGUGAUACCAUCGCAACGGCCGCGUCUGAGGCGGAUGUUGUUCUUCACUUGGCGAGUUCGAACCACGCGGGCAGCGCUAAGGCGAUUGCCCAAGGCCUUGGAAAGUCGCAGAGCAAAAACCCAGUUUGGAUCCAGAUUUCGGGCGCAAGCGUCCUCUCCGGCCCCGAAAUUGCCAACCAUUCGUACGGGAAUGCCAGCUCCAAAGUCUACAACGAUGUGGCCGACGCCUCCGAGCUGCGCGACAUCAUCGCCUCGUCCCCGAAACGAGUCGUCGACCGUCUCGUGACCAACUUGUCCGCCAGCCAGCCGAGUGUUCGCACGGCCAUCAUAUACGGACCCAUCAUUUACGGCCUGGGCAACGGCCCCGUGAACCAGCGCAGCAUCCAAAUGCCCAGCCUCGCCAAGGCGACGCUUCAAAACGGAUUUGCGCCGCACGUCGGCAAGGGACUUAGCGCCUGGAGCAAUGUGCACGUCUCCGACAUUGCCCAGCUGGUCCUGAAGCUCGUCGCGGCGUCACAGCACAGCACUGAUCAGAAGUCGUUGUGGAACAAGGAUGGUCUUUAUUUCGCCGACGCGGGAAAAAUCUCUUUUGGCGACAUCGCCCGCAAGAUAGCCACGUUUGCUGCGGCACAAGGCUUCAUCGAAUCCCCCGCUGUCAAGGAAGUCGACGACGAGGCCGCCGAGUCCAUCACUGCGCAUGCCGCCGUGCUACUGGGGACCAAUGCGCAGACAAGAGGCGAUCGGGCCCGCACCUUGCUUGGAUGGGCGCCGCAGGGCCCAAGUCUAGACGAAGAGAUCGAACGGGUCGUGACGGAGGAAGCAGCUGCCAGCAGGGGCAGUGCAUCGCCAAAGAUAUAA